AUGUCGUCCUCAGGCCCAACCGGCUUCCUGGGCCGGUCCAGCAGCAGCAACUCCAACAUGCGCGGACUGGUCCAGUUCAUUGCCGACCUUCGGAAUGCCCGUGCCCGCGAGCUGGAAGAGAAGCGAAUCAACAAGGAGCUGGCCAACAUCCGGCAAAAGUUCAAAGAUGGCAACCUGAGCGGAUACCACAAGAAGAAAUACGUCUGCAAACUCCUAUACAUAUACAUCCUUGGAUGGAACGUCGAUUUCGGACACCUUGAAGCCGUGAACCUCAUCUCUGCAACCAAGUACUCGGAAAAGCAGAUUGGUUACCUUGCCAUGACGCUCUUCCUGCACGAGGGACAUGAGCUGAUACACCUUGUCGUCAACAGCAUCCGGAAGGAUCUGCUAGACCACAACGAGCUCUUCAACUGCCUUGCGCUACACGCAAUCGCAAACGUCGGUGGCCGGGAAAUGGGAGAGGCGCUGAGCGGGGAGGUACACAGGUUACUAAUUUCACCAACCUCCAAGGCGUUCGUGAAGAAGAAGGCUGCCCUCACACUGCUCCGACUUUACCGCAAGCACCCGGGGAUUGUCCAGCCGCAGUGGGCGGAACGGAUAAUAUCACUAAUGGACGACGUGGAUCUGGGUGUUGCUCUAUCCGUGACUUCCCUGGUCACGGCACUGGCCCAAGACAACCUCGAACAAUACAAGGGCGCCUAUGCCAAGGCCGCCGGUCGCCUGAAGAGGAUCGUCAUUGACGGUGAAUAUUCGCCAGAUUAUCUGUACUACAAGGUGCCCUGUCCUUGGAUCCAAGUCAAGCUCCUGAAGCUCCUGCAAUAUUUCCCGCCUUCAGAGGAUAGCCACGUUCGGGGCAUGCUUCGCGAAUCCCUCCAGAAGAUCCUGGACCUCGCCUUGGAGACGGUCAAGAACGUGCAGCAAAACAAUGCUCAGAACGCGGUGCUGUUUGAGGCUAUCAAUCUCAUCAUCCAUCUCGAUACCGAGCAUGCCUUGAUGAAGCAGAUAUCGUCACGUCUCGGGCGGUUCAUUCAGUCGAGAGAGACCAAUGUGCGCUACCUGGGUCUCGAAGCCAUGACACAUCUCGCUGCGCGAGCGGAUACGCUGGAUCCCAUCAAGCAGCACCAGGACGUCAUUGUCGGGUCGCUCAAGGACAGAGAUAUCAGUGUCCGGCGCAAGGGACUCGACUUGUUGUACAGCAUGUGCGACUCCACCAACGCCCGUGCCGUCGUCGGCGAGCUGCUCCAUUACCUCCAGAACGCAGACUUUGCUAUCAGGGAAGAGAUGGUGCUCAAGAUUGCCAUCUUGACCGAGAAGUAUGCCACAGAUGUGCAGUGGUACGUCGACAUAUCUCUCCGUCUCAUUGCCAUGGCCGGAGACCACGUCAGCGACGAGGUGUGGCAGAGAGUGAUCCAGAUCAUCUCCAACAACGAGGAGCUGCAAGUCUAUGCUGCGCAAAACACUCUCCAGUACUGCAAGCAGGACCACUGCCACGAGACGCUGGUCAAGAUCGGUGCCUACAUUCUUGGGGAGUUCGGGCAUCUGAUCGCCGAGGAAAGGGGGUGCAGCCCGAUUGAGCAAUUCCUGGCGCUCCAGAACAAGCUCCCGGCAUGCUCUUCGAGCACUCGUGGCAUGAUCCUGUCGUGCUUCGUCAAAUAUGUCAACCUAUUCCCGGAAAUCAAACCGCAGCUCGUCAACGUGUUCAGCGUCUACAGUCACACGCUUGACCCGGAGCUCCAACAAAGAGCAUGCGAGUAUCUCGCAUUGGCGAGCAUGGACUCGGACGACCUCCUCCGGACCGUCUGCGACGAGAUGCCGCCGUUCCCAGAACGCGAAUCGGCUCUGCUCUCGAGACUCCAUCAGAAACACUCCCGGACGAGUGACAAGCGGACUUGGAUUGUGGGCGGAAAGGAUGCCAAUGCGGAUACGGGCGAGCUCACAAUGGCCAAGCAAGGAGGUCUUAAGCGGACUUUCACCGUCAACGGCCAGGCCAACGGCACCGCAUCCGCCGCCAACGGGUCCUCCUCAGCCGCCAACGACCUUGCCGGUCUCGACAUGAGCAACCUCGGCCCCGCCGAAGCCAAAACCAUCAAGCCCCCCAACUUGGCCAGCGCAGCUCACCUCUCGCCCAACUGGGAGCGGGGCUUCAACCGGCUCCUCCUCCGGGCAGACGGGGUCCUCUACGAAGACGGCCAGCUGCAGGUGGGCGUCCGGUCCGAGUACCGCGGCCAAAUGGCCUGCCUUAUCCUCUACUUUACCAACAAGACACCCGCUCUCAUCUCGUCCUUCACCACCACCCUCGACCUGGAUGAGUCGGAAAAGGGCAAGCUCACCUGGGACAUCAAGGGCCUGCCCGAUACCACCCUCGCCCAGGGCGCCCAGGCCCAGCAGGUCAUUGUUUUCGAGGCCAAGCGCGUCUUUGAGAAGGCACCCACCAUCCGCAUCAGCUACCUCGCGGGCGCCCUGCAGGCGCUCACGCUCAUGCUGCCUGUUACGAUACACAAGUUCAUGGAUCCCGCUGAGUUGUCGGCCGAGGAUUUCUUCAGGCGGUGGAAGCAGAUUGGUGGUGAGCCGCGCGAGGCGCAGCGCAUCUUUGGGCUGACUAAGGGAGCGGGCGAGAGGGAGAUUACGGAGAGCUUUGUGAGGGGCGUGGUGGAAGGGUUUAGGUGGGGAGUCCUGAACGGCGUGGACCCAAAUCAGAAGAAUUUUGUGGGGGCCAGCGUGGUUCAUACGUCAGAGGGGGGCAAGUAUGGGUGUUUGUUGCGGUUGGAGCCCAAUUAUGCGACGCAGAUGGUGCGCUUGACGAUCAGGGCGACGGAUGAUACGCUGCCGCCGGUGCUGCUGAAGCUCAUGGAGGCGAGGCUUGCAAAGGGGGUGUCGACGGCGCCGGAGCAGCGCCAUGUGCCGCCUACCGUGAGCGAGAUCUCGGACUCGUUCAGGAAUAUCAUGGUCACCACGAGCAGUAGGUGA
Messenger RNA from Parathielavia appendiculata, 2967 nucleotides. RefSeq names its product Adaptor protein complex AP-2 alpha subunit. Gene Ontology annotation, cellular component: membrane coat; AP-2 adaptor complex. The transcript is spliced from 4 exons. Gene Ontology annotation, molecular function: clathrin-cargo adaptor activity. Gene Ontology annotation, biological process: intracellular protein transport; clathrin-dependent endocytosis. The record is from RefSeq and is a predicted model, not a curated record. Bases 1 to 2967 code for a protein of 988 amino acids. NCBI's taxonomy places the organism in Eukaryota, Fungi, Ascomycota, Sordariomycetes, Sordariales, Chaetomiaceae.